Molecule: messenger RNA, 171 nt
Organism: Scutellospora calospora
Lineage: Eukaryota; Fungi; Glomeromycota; Glomeromycetes; Diversisporales; Gigasporaceae
Source: the annotation of a GenBank genome assembly
GGCAUAUUGUUACGAGAUGAUUCUGAAUCUCGUGCGAUAUUAACCAUACAUAGCUAUAGACGGUCUGGUCAUUCCGAUUUGAUUACAGAUGAUUCUUGUGAAAGUACGGGUUGGUGCCUACGAAUAUGUUCUUCACCUUUAGAGUCUCAUGAUAUGUUGGCUUCCACAUAG